CCUGCCAGGCAGAUGAUGAUGGUGGUGAUGAUGAUGAUGUGACACUGUGGCCAGCCAAUGAUCACACAAGGAGAGAGAGGAAGGGGCGUGUCCUGAGGCUGAGCUGGGAGCUGAUCGAUGCUGAGAAGACUGAGGAGGAAGAAGGGGAAGAGAGGGAUGUAGAGGAGGGUGGGGGGGAGCUUGUCCAAGCUAAAGAACGCACACAGUUGGCUAAAUAAAGGAGGGGAAGAGGAGGAGGAAGAGGAGGAGGGAGGGAGGAAGCUGUCGCCUGUUGGAGGGAGAUCAACCUGUGCUGUCAUGGACAAAUAUCGACCAAAGAGACCAACCACCCUGGCUCUGUUUCCCCAGCUGCCACAAGCCGGCACCCAGGACUCCAUUAACAACAACUCUUUAGGCAAGAAGGACAGCUGGAAGGACUCCCGCUCUUCCUCCCCACACAUAACAGGGGAUCUUACACCACCGGGUGUCAAACCAAAGGCGGAGGACAAGGUCCAACACAGCACGCGCCGCCCCGCCCUAAAAUCUCCCAAAACCAAUGGAGCCAACAGCAGAGCCAACAUUCAGGCUGCUGCCACCACCGCAGACAUACGUGCUCGACCGCGGGAAAGGCCGGUGUCCAGGGCCACAUACACACAGUCCUCCAGCACACCGAGGAGUCAAAGGAGAGGACGAGUAGCAGGAGGAAGAGGGGUAGGAAGAGGAGUGACAGCAAUGAGAGAAAGAAACCUGGGGGACAUCAGAGGAAAAGAUGGAGUGUCAGCAGGGAAGGAAGAUAGAAGAGGAGGAAGACUGUGUGAGGAGUCCAAGGGGAAGGAGAAAGAGAGGAAUGGACAUCAGAGGCCAAGAGAAGCAAAUGGACUGAAAAGCCAGGGGGCUGAUGGGAAAGGAAAAGUAGUUGCUAAAGGGGGUAACAGAGGAGGGGGACUGAAGCCAAAUAACAUACUGUCUGACCAGGAAGUUGUACUGACAGCGAUGGUGGUCCCACGCACACCUGUAGCGCCAAGAAACCAGGACAAGACCCAAGAUCAAGGCCAAAACCAUGACAGGACUCAGGACAACCCCUCUGUCCUCUCUCGGUCCAGCAGUGAGGGGGGGUCAAACAGAAUGUCCCUCAGCUCAGACACAGAGGGCCCCCCACCAGGGCCCCUGCAUCCUUCUCUAUCCCACCGAAUUAACCCUGACAUCAGUGAAGAAGAGGGGGAGGGAGAUCCAACUGCCUGUGUUAACACCCAGAAUGGUCCAACCCUCUGCCUUGCAGGUAAUGGAAACACAGAGAUGGACUGUACCAAAUCAGAGGUGGAAGCAGGGGGAAGAAAAGAUGACAAUAAUACUAAGGUGGAUGGCACCAACUCUGUCACUGAAGGAAACUGUGUGGCUGCUCAUACUCUACCAAAGAGUGAAGGUAAAGCAGGGUUAAAUUUUCACACUGCUAAAUACACUCUGGUGGUCGAUGAACACGCUCAAUUGGAGCUGGUCAGCAUCAAGGACUGCUUGCAUGGUUUCGAGCACAAUGAUGACAGCGAUACAGAGACGGUCUAUCAGUCAGCCAAUGAGGAGGAAGACCCAGAGUAUGAGGAGGAGAGGAAGAGGACAGAGGAAGCAAGGAAGCAAGACAGGAGGAAAGAGGAGGAAAAGAUAAGAAAGGAGGAGGAGACGAAGAAGAGGAGGGAAGAGGAUGUGAAGAGGAAGAGGGAGGAGGAGGUGAAGAGGAGGAGGGAAGUUGUGGCAAGGAUCUCUAAGCAGUCCAAGGUAACGUCAACCACAACUUCAGAGGAAGACGAGUCCAGCCGAGGAAGGGUCGGAGCUUCCAGAAGCAGGAAGUUCCUCAACCUAUUUGCCAACAACAGCAGCCAUUACAGUGCCACUGGUGCUGGGUCAUUUGGUGUGUUCUCCUGUGUUUUGGAUGGAGUGGAGAGACAGCAGAGCCACAGAGCUGUCUACAGGUUUGUCCCUCGGCAUGCAGAUGAACUGAAGCUAGAGACAGAUGACCCAGUAUUAAUGCUGAACCAGUCUGAGGACCUGUGGUGUCAGGGUUACAACAUGAGGACUGGAGCUACCGGUAUAUUCCCUGCCUUCUACGCUGUCAGCGUGGCCAAAGAUAUUAACCAAGUCCAGAAAGAUGGUUGGAUAGAGCAGUUCCUAGUGCGAUUCCUGGGUUCAGUUCAGGUCCCCAUCCACAAAGGCAACGACGUGCUGUGUGCUGCUAUGCAGAAGGUGGCGUGUAACAGGCGGCUGGCUGGUCAGCCUCCCUCAGCCUGUGUGCUGGAGGUCAGUGUGAAGGGUGUGAAGAUCAGCGUCCAGGACCAGUGUCACUCUGCUCACAGGGGGGACCAGUGUUUCCAUUUCUUCCAGUUAAAGAACAUCUCAUUCUGUGGCUGUCAUCCAAAACACAGCAAGUAUUUUGGUUUCAUCACCAAACACCCCGACCAACAGCGCUUUGCCUGUCACGUGAUGAUGUCAGAGACAACACUACAUCCUCUGGCUGAGUCUGUAGGGAGGGCAUUCCAGCAGUAUUACAAGGAACACAUUGGCUACUCCUGUCCCACUGAAGACAUCUUCAUUGAAUAACACCUCUCCUCCAUCCACACUAUGUACUGAAUACUCACUAUGUGCAUGUAAGCCUGGUCUUACACCACAAACUGGACCACAGAUAUACAUUCGUCAGAAUACUUGCAUGGUGGAUUUCUUUUCAUAGCUGCAUCUAGUGAUACAGCGAGCUUUUCCUUCCAUUGGCCAUGUCACGAUAUAAAUACCUCUAAGGAUGGAUAGGAUCACAUGAGAUGUCCCAUACAGUGAGAACAAAUGUAACAUAGACCUCCCAAAACUCAAACACAAAUAUCUGAUAUUGAUAUAUUUUAUGGGCUAAAAUUACUCAUAUGUAACUACAUGUAAAUAUUGGAUUAUCGUAUAGACAGCCUACAGGACUAUGGAGUUAAUUUACUGACAGAAUGUUUAUAUAAUCAAUGUGAACCAUUUGAGUCAUGUAUUAAAAAAACAAGUCAUCAACAUUGUUAGCAGCUAUGUGAGGCUGUAUUUAAGCACACCGGUGCUACUGCAAAUGCUAAUGUCAGCAUGCUAACAUGUGCAUGAAUACAAUGUUCAGCAGGUAAUGCUUGCCAUGUCAGCAGCUAGCAUUUGCUAAUUAGCACUAAACACAGUACAGCUGAGGCCCAUGGGAAUGUCAUUAGUUAUGCAGGUCAUGAACCAAACUGGAUUAAAAGUCUGGGGCGGUUGAGACAUCUCGUCUCAACAUGGGGGUUCACUAAAGUUAUUAAGAUUCCUUCUUUGGUGGCCAUAAAUGUCAACAAUAUUUCAUCACAGUUUAUCCAAUUUGUCAAGAUAUUUUAGUCUGUAAAAAAUGUUGGACCAACUGACACACCGCUAAUGGGGCAAAUUAAAAGACCAAACAUUUGAUGGUCACAGCUUCUAAAAUUAGAGGAUUUGCUGCUUUGCUCUUUCAUGUCAUUGUGAAUUGAAUGUGUUUUUAGAUUUUCGGUCAGACAAGAUAAGCAAUUUGAAGAUCACCUUGGGCUCUGGCAACUGUUUUUGGCAUCCCUUAAGCCCACGAUCAGGUAGUAAAAUAUAAAACUGCUUCCAACAAUACUUAAAUCUUUAAUUUGUAGUCACAUUUUAUGUCACGGUAUGAUGAACGCACUUCAGAGAAAAGGAGCAUAGCCCAUAGCCCAUUUUUUAUUGCUAGUGACUGAUGGUUGACAUGUGGUUAAACGUAAAGGACACUAAGUGCAUUCUAAAAAGUUCUGAACCUUUAAUUCCAGUUUGCAAACUUUUCUAUUUAAAGGUGUGACAAGUAUGUUGACUAAAAUAAAAAAAAAAGAUUGCACAUUUAAAAUCAAAGUAUGCAUGAAUUUAACUAGUAGGAAAAUUAGCGAAAUGUAGUUGCUUAUGUAAGAUUUGUAUGCGAUAGAUCUAUUCCUGUCUAAAUUAUGUGUGGGAGUGCAAUGGAGUUACUUCCGUUGACCAAAAUGACAUUCUAAUGGAGAGUAGAUGCAUAGAUCAGCCAUAUUGGUGGUCAUGAACAGUGUGUUCACUUGGGUAAACAAGUGUAGCUACUGGGUCCAGUUCCAGAUAUUUCUCUGAGAAUUAAGUGUUGUACGUCAAACCAGUUUCAGUUGAGACAAGCGUUUCAUUUUUACAUACGUAUGUUGCAGAAUACAUUGGCCUGGAAUCAAACCCAUUUCACCUGCUUGGUAGGCAGAUCUGCUAACCAUAAACACGCACUUAAGCUAUGAGAAUCUAAAAACAAAGCUACACUGCAUGUUUUUGAAAAGGAGGUAAAUCUUCUGUCUUUAAAUUAGCUUCAUCCUUGACUUUACAAUAAAGAAGGGCUUCUUAUUUACAACAGUUUUCCCCUGCAGUUUAAAAGGCCGUGCUUUGAAGGAAUAUACAACAAAAAAAUGGACUUGCUUGUUUCUUUGCACAGAAGACAGAUAGAUGUUUCCAAAAAAUAUACAAGUAUAAUUCUGAAUCCUGUAUCCCCCAGACUUGACAAUCUACUGUUGAAGACCUUUGGAGUUGCUUUUAAGGUGCCUCAUUUCUCUUUUUGCUGCUUGAUGUUCCUUUUCUUCCAAAUGUUGUUCCAAGUACAAAUUCUUCAUACAGAGUUUCUCUGGUUGAGCAAUGACAUACUUCCUUUAACUCUGUCAAGGCCCAGAUGACACCGUGCAAUUUACUGUGUGUGCAACACAACCGACUGGUGGGAUGGUGGAUCACUGUGCAGUCAUGUCAGUCACUUUCAGCUCACACUUUUUUCACAUUGCCUGCUCAAAUCUGGGACCAAGAUUAGGGUCAUAUUUACUCCUCUUGAGAUUCAGUUUUUUAGCUGAGAUAUUUUUAAAACUAAAUUCUAACAUUUGAAUACUUAUCUUCACAAACUGAUCCACGCACUGCUCUCGUUGUGUACAGACAGAGAAUAAAUUUUCUGAUGUAGUUCCUCCCUGUUUUUACAGCCAUUAGAAGCUGAGCUCCAGACUUAAAGCUGCAGCAAUCUCCAUUUUGAACAACAAUGGAUCAAAUUUCUGUGUGCAAUGUGAAAUGAGUCACUCACAGGGACGAAACCACUCCUGGUGAUAACUAUUACCUCCAGAUUUCUAGCCUCUUUUAGCUCAUUGUUUUGGUUUUCCAGCACACAAACAACGCUCUUGUCAACCUUAUUGUUUCUUGCAACAGCUUGGCAGCUAUUUUCAGCUAAACGAGCUCAGAUAAACCCACAGUCCGCUUCCUGCCCAGCACCAAACAGCAGACAGACAAAGCGAGCGACUAUCAGAUGAACAUAGCGGAGCAUUUAGCAGCUAAAAAGCAAUUUUUCUUAGGAAUUGGUGGAGACCAGAGCUAAAACAAAAGUGAGUAAUGGAUUUGUUUUUAUCAACGUCAUCCUGUGUCUGCUGAAUGUGUAAAGAGACAAAUAUUUGCUAACCCAUAAGAUAUGCUUUUAUAAUGUAAUGUGUUUUCAGUUUGUCCUAUUGCACCAAAAUGUCCAAAAUAUCAGUUAAAGCUGCUUUAAGAAUCAGAAUUCCAGCCAAUCAGAUUCUGCUUGUGAAGAUGUAGCACAAGCAGUUUAACUAUGAUAUAGAUUUGAGCAGGUAAAGUGAACGGAAAUGAAGCCUGAAAUGUUGAAAUGUUUUGUGUUCAAAAAACAGUGCCUAUUUUUUUCUGGUGUAGUGAUGACCGUCCUCGGUAUUAACUGCUGUCACACCAUUCAGUCUUUUAGUUUAGCACCGGGGACCAGGAGAAACACAAUUUCAUUCCUCUAUGUACUGUACUGCGCUGUAUACAGAUGAAUGACAAUAAAGUCUCUCUUAUGACAA
Molecule: messenger RNA, 5825 nt
Organism: Micropterus salmoides (largemouth bass)
Lineage: Eukaryota; Metazoa; Chordata; Actinopteri; Centrarchiformes; Centrarchidae
Product: C-Jun-amino-terminal kinase-interacting protein 1-like
Exons: 12
Coding region: 298-2568 (756 amino acids)
Biological process (GO): regulation of JNK cascade
Cellular component (GO): cytoplasm
Molecular function (GO): protein binding
Source: RefSeq, a predicted model, not a curated record